AUGCAGAAAAGGAUCUCAUGGCAUUGGCCGCCACAGCUUGCAAUUCUUACCUGUGGGGUGUGGCUUGCACUCGGGGACAGAGUGAAGGUCUCGUCAGUGCUACCGCAGCACGGCAGCAUCGCUGGUGGCACGCACAUCGUGGUGCUGGGAAGUGGAUUUCGAGACCCGAGCGGUCCCAACCCCUUCGGCUUCCAGUCGGUGUCCGUCGGUGGCGAGCCAUGCACCAUUCUUGAGGACUUUACGACCUCGGAGCAGAUUCUCUGCGAGACGCCUGCUGGACAUGAAGGUCCACCAGUUCCGGUCUGCCUCAGGUUGCAUGCCGAUGGACCGUGUGAGCCGAGCUGUGCUGGUUGCAGAUUUCAAUACACAGAGGAGGAGACCCCGUACAUUUCGUGGAUCUCCGGAAGGGCGCUCUCUGCUGGAGAUCAGAUUGCUUUCGGCGCAGCUGAUCCUGGAGCCUUGCAGGUCUCGGGUCUCGACCGUGCCCUCAUUGAGAUCGGCAGUUUCAUUUGCGACGCCGGGGCACAUCAAGUGCUGAAUUCAGAUGAUUUUUUCCUCGAGAGGCGGACUUUGAAUUGCGUUUUGGCGGACACCGCUGGACCUGGCCUCUCAUGGCUGCGGAUCCGGGCUCUGCCCAUGGGUUUGGAUGAUCCAAACUGCGCGCACUACCCUUGUACAGACCACAGCAGCCAGCCACGGGGCUUUGGAUUCGCUGUCUUCCGCGCGUGGCAGGGCCAGGCAGAACUGCCGCCGGCAUUUCUCGACGGCGACUUCAAGCCAUACGAUUUGACAAUUCAUCCCGACAUCCUCGGGAUCAGCCCAGGUUUUUCCGGCAUUCUUGGUGGAGCGACAAUCAACAUAUCAGGAAGAGCUUUCGAUCCAAACGUGAGCAAAACGACGGUUAUGGUUGGCACAGAGCCUUGCCAAAUCACGCAAGUCCUGCCGGGGAUGCUGAUGUGUGAGCUGGCAGACCUGCAAGAGAAUGUCAGCUGCAUUGACUUCGAGGUCUUUGUGGGUGGAAGUCCCUUCGCAGGUACGAAAUCAAUCCAGUACAAUGCGAACGUCAUGGAAAUAGCUUCAUGCCCCCAAGCAGAGGGCAAGGGUGCAGACUUUGGAAGGCAAUUUACAGUGAGCAUGAACAUCUCUAGCCAACGUGGCUACUACUGGACCGAGGACUCCUGCCAAGCUGAAGGGCAACACGUCAGGGGCGAGAUGGUCGCGAGUAGCGAGGAAAGACUGACUUUCUGCUGUGCUAUGGAUGGGACCACGUGCGAGGGCCCUCGAUUUGGCCAGGUGACGACGUCUUUGCCAACAUAUUGGGAAGGAUGGGGAACCUGGGUGCAAAUUGGAACGACGACAGAAAAUCCCAUGUUCGGAUCAUGCUUACCACCGCUGCCGCACCGGGACGCGCUCCGCACCUGCGAGCUGAAGGGCAUGAGGUUGUGCACUCGCAUGGAGUUGAACUCUGGCCUUUGUUGUUCGGCCGACUGCAGCUCCAGUGACGGCACAGCUGCAUGGACGUCGGACGAGGGCUAUUUGCAGGAGCUGGUCAUCACCGCAGACGACGGCGAACCCUGGGAGGAGGAGCUGUGGAUCCGCUGUGAAGAGAAGUGUAGCUUUCCGUUCAAUGUCACGUAUCCAGACCCGGGCAACGAGACCACUACGACGACAACCAAGUAUUCACCAGCUGAGAUCGCUCUUUGGGAGUUUGCUCCAUGGCUCCGCCCGGACGACUACAUACCUCCGGAGGAACAGGAGGGCCCGGUGCCUCUGGGGCCACCGGUUCCGGAGCCGCUGCGCCCUUUUGAGUCGCCGCACUUACUGGCGCCCUUUGCCGGGAAUCGAGGCCUGCGCUACAGCCUCUACGCAAACCCGGACAACCUGCCUGUCCACCGCGCCCUAGGUUCUUCAAACGCGGGAUAUCCGCAAAGCCCCUUGAUGACCGGCACGAUGGUGGAUGUUCUGCGAGGAGCCCUUACCCACGUCAAGUUCGAUCCCAUCCCGCAGUCUGUCCGAUCUGCGAAGACAACCUAUGUAGCUGGACCUCCACUGAUGGACGACACAGGCCAUGACUUCUACGCGGAGGAGAUCACAGGCUUCUUCGUGGCUCCUUACACGGCGAACUACAGCUUUUAUUUGGCGGCCGACGACGAGGCAGAUCUCUCAUUAUCCUGCUGUGGCGACAUGGCUGGCAUGAAGGUCAUCGUCCGUAGCGAAAAGGUGGACUUCGCCAUGCCGCGCUAUACCCCGUUGGCAUGGUACGGGAGCUGCCAGGCGGCUGGCACGGGAUCGGACGAGCCGGAAUGCUCCAUCUCCAAGCCAGUUGAUAUGUCCGCCGGCGACCGUGUGCUCAUGCGUGUGCGCCACCGCGACCAUGUGGCAGCAGACUGGCUCCGGGUGGGCCUCCGGGUCCACAUGCCCAUCCAGUCUGCUGAGGGGUCCAUGCCGCCAGCCGAGAUCGUGAGGAGGAAGUCCUUCAUCGAAGUGCAGAGACUGACCAUGACGGCGAAUGUGGUGCGCGAGAGGCACCGGAUGAAUUUCCUCCGAGUCCUCACAGGCAGCUUCCGUGUGCGUGUACGCCGCUUCGCGCAGAACUUCCUUCGUGAGGGCGUCUCGGGCGUGCUGCGUCUGGGUGCUACUGCCGCGGAGCUCGCCCAGACACUUUGGGACACUAUGGAUCUCUAUGGAAGAGUCCUGGAGUGCGAGCCGACUCUUGAGCGAACGGAAGAUGCAGACAACGCAGUGUUGAUCUAUUUUGUGACCUUCCCCUGUCCACGGCAAGCAGACGGGAAUCCACAUGCCGACGCCCUGGACAUCGUGCCCGGUCUCGACGUCAUCGCCACCGGCCGAGAGGGAUGGGUCAUGAACUCCGCCCACUUGCAGUCCGCCUCCGAGCUCGUGCAGGGCAGUUUCCGGCUCCACUUUCGAGGGCAGUGGACGGAGGCCAUCUCGUACCAGGGCUGGCAAGAUGUCCAGCGGCAGCUUCUGAUGCUUCCGGGCCUGGGUGACGUUCGCAUUUGGCCUUUUGCAGAGGUGCUCCAGGAGGGCAGAGAAGGGUGGUCAGUGGGACUCCUACUGCCCGGGGAAUCAGGCGGUGGCGAGGACAUGCCCCAGAUUCACGUUGAUGGCUCCCGCUUGUCUGGUCCAGGCCUUCAGCCACUUUUGCUAGCUGCGGAAAACAGUUUGGUUUCUGGUGGCCUUUGCUUGCGUGAGCUCGAACAUAGCCGCUGCGCCGCUUUGCCUUCGACCUCCCGAACUUUCGACCUGGCGGUCCUUUACACGAUUCUCGAGCCCCUCUUCGCUGGCUUGGAAUUUAUUUUCCUUUGGCUGGCUGAAGCCGAGAUGGCGGAGAAGCAGGAGGAUUCUUUCUCUGGGGCCUGGGCGAAGUGCCCCACCUGGGACGGUUCGCCCUUGACUUGGCGGGCCUUCCGUCGAGAGAUGACCUGGUGGGUGAGUGCCUUGGAUCUGGAAAGCACGAAGAAGUAUAACUUGGCCGCUCGCUGGCUUUUACGCCAGAGCGGCACCGUCAGGCGUCGAGGGGAAGAAUUUCUUCCCGAAGAACUUGAAUAUCAACGCGAAGAAAGCGCCACCGACCCGGAUACAGGGGAAAUGGUGGUGCUGACGCCCGAGGACCCUCUUUCAGGUCUGAACAAGCUUUUGUCUGCAUUGGAAUCUCUGAACGGCCAGUCGGUGCUUGAUCGUCGCGGGGAACUUCGUACCCAAUUUUAUUUGCACCUGGCUCGCAAGCCGGCCGAAAGGGUUGCAGACUUCGCUUCGAGGUUUCGGAUGGCGGUGAGUGACCUGAAGGGUGAAGGCGUUCGCCUUCCCGAUGCUGAGGUUGGUUGGUUUUUCAAGGAGAAGCUGGGCCUGGAUGCUUUGAGGCGCCAACUUCUUGAAACAGCUCUUCAAGGAGCAGAAGGCUACAGCACUAUAGAGAGCGAGUGUCUUCGCCUCUUUCGUGACCUUCACCUGCAGGACCCGCUUUACGGCAAAAUGGAUCGCGGCCCCCCGGGCCGGCUGACUGUGCGCCGGAUGUUUGGCGUGCCGUCUGGGGCUCCUGCGUCUUCGGCCUCGACCUCGGCUCCGUCGGCGGCACCUUCCCGGAGGUCUUCCUUGCUGUCUUCGGCGCCGUCUUCUUCGUACAGUGCUGCCCGGCGCCCGCCUUUUCGACAGGCGCAAGUGGCCGAGCAGGUGGACUUCGAGGGCGAGCCUGAGACCGAGCACGCCGAGCCGGAAGUCGCGGACGAGCCUGAGAUUGACGAGCCGGCCUCCUUGGAAGAAGUGCUGCAGACUGAGGUGCAGAACCUGGCGGAGGAGAUUGCCGAGGCAGAGGAGGAAGGCAUUGACCCGCUCCACCUCGAGUCCUUGGAGCAGGGAAUAGAAGCAAGCGCUGAAGCUCUGGUUUCUAUGCGAGAGGCCAGGGUGAAAUUGGCCGAGAUGCGAAAAGACCGCGGCUUUCGUGGACCUCCUUCUGGUGGCGGCGCGCCCAAAGGGCGCGGAAAAGGCUCGGCAGCGAUCGCUGCCAAGAAGGCCAGUGGAAAACACGUCUGCUUUGACUGCGGCCUUCCUGGGCACUGGGCCGGAGACGAUGCCUGCGCGAAACCCGGCCAAGGAUUGGGCCGCACGAGGCCGAAAGCUGGCCCGGUGAAACAUGUGAAGCUCGCCGAGGCUGCCCCCGAGCACGAGAUGAUCCAGACCGAGGCGAAUGAGACCCAGGAGGUGCUCAUGAUUUCGGCUUCGUGCUCCCCUCCGGCUUUGAAGCGUGCCUUGGAUUUGUCAUCGGCCCGCGCGGCGGAGGUGCACGCGACAACGGCUGCCCGUGGACCGUCUGCUGACAAGGCCGUUGUGGGUGCACUGGACAGUGCUUGCAAUAGGACCUGUGCCGGGGAGCCGUGGAUCAAGAAUUUCGUUGAGCUUCUGCGCGAGGCCCCGGUCGAGGUGCAGGCCCUUGUGACCACCGAGCCGGAGACUGAGCAGUUCAAGUUUGGCAACGGCGGCAUUUUGCCCUCUACGUUGCGCUGGCGGUUGCCUAUUAUGAUGGCGGGCGAGCUGGUUUUGCUGUGGGUUUCCUCGGUGCCGGUGGCCACCUUAGGCCUGCUUAUCGGGCGCGAUGUGCUCGACGCUGUUGGCGGCAUCUUAGAUUUCUCGGAGCGCACGCUUUCUUGUCGAGCCUUUGGUGCCAAGACGGCCCGGCUGCUCCAACUGUCGGCUGGCCACCUGGCGCUGCCUUUGAUCCCCGAGUCGUGGCCGCACGUGCCGAAAACAAGGUGGCGCAAGCUUGGGCCAGAUGGGGUUCUGGAGACAGUGAUUGGUUGCAAGCAGUGGGCCCAGCAGUUGUUGAGAGGUGUUUCGCAUGCAGCUCCUGGCAGUGAAGAGCAUAGCCAUAACAUGACCGAAGCCAGCCUGACCUUGGGGCAGAUCGCUUUUGAGUACAAUGCGACUCUGUUGACCACGGCCCAAAGGAUGUGCACAGAAGUUGUGCCUGCGAUUGCCCCUGUUGCCUCCUCCUCUGUGGCGGUUCGACCCAAGGCCCUCGAGCUGCGAGUUGCCAGCCGUUGGCGCAGGAUGAUCAUGCGAGUGCAAGUGCGUUGGGCCUGGGCCAAAGAGGGGCUGCACUUGGCUUUGGUAAAGCGGCCCGACUUGCGCUACUUACCGUUUCCUUGGCCCUCGGUCUCUUCGGUGGCUAUGUGGAAAAGCCAGGCCGAGACAAUGUGUCAGCAUGGGGCCUAUCCUCGCCGCUGGCUGGGCCGUGGACUUUGGACGGCGAGCACCCUGGCAUCGAUGACAUGGUUUCGCGGCCGCUUCGGGCUGCCCUUUGCCUUCCUGGAGGACCCGUUCCUGCAAGGCAUGUUGGCUGUGACUUCAACGCGGGGCCGGGCGGCUCGAGUCAGGGCGGCGAUGGUGAAGGAAGCGGCGGAGGAGGCGUCCAAGGAAGCAGACCGACUCAAGGUGGCUCGGUCUUUGAUAGGCCCACGCGGCGGCCUGCCGACUUUGAAGGCGGAUUUGCUGCGCCUGGCUUCGCUUCUCAACGUGACCGUGGGCGAGAAGGACAAGGUGGACGACCUCAAGGCCAAGAUUCGCCCGAUGAUUGGGCUGCUCAAGGUCGACGAGAAAGCUGCUUCAAAGCCGGCAGCGGCACCCUCCUCCGCUUCUACGAGUUGCUUCUUGCGCCCUUCGUCGAGACCCACGCCGCCUACCUCGACCAACUUGCCUUUGCCAUCGGUGGCCCCGGUUUCCUUGCAGACUUCGGGACCCAUGCCCGGGGAAGACCCUGGCGUGAGCAUGAGUGUCUUCACGUCGUACAUGGAGGCCAUGGACCACCGAUAUCAGGAGAUGCUGGCCGCCGCCAGCGCCCAGCAACAAACCAUGCUCAACCAGGUGCUCCAGCACGUGAUGCAGAUGCAGAACGCCCCGCCGAUGGCCGACACCGAGAUGGAGGGCGACCCGGACUGGGCCAACGUGCACCCGCUGGAGCCCGAGGAGAACGAGAACGCCAACCGGAUGACGGACCCUCGUCGGGAGCAGCUGGGUUGCCUACAGGUGCGGCAUGCCUUGACAGCCGAGUACUUCGCGGGCUGCCGCCGAGCUCUCAACGAAACUUUCGUUUUUGAGGUGCCCUUGCUGGCUGCCGAAGCGGUUGCCCCCUUGGACGUGGUGAGUCGGCAGGCCUUGGUUCGAGGCCACACCAUAGCGGGCCCUUGGUUGCACGGCAGCGAGUUCGACCUGACUUUGCGCCAGGAUCGUCGGCGCGUGUUGGACAACAUGCUGGCCGAGCGUCCCUACUUCGUGGUUCUCACUGUGCCCGACCGCUCUUGGCUGCCUCGAGCUCGGCUUCGGCAGCACCCGGACGACCUCCGACAGCAGCGCACCGAGGCCCUGCUGUUGUUGAACUUCGCGGCCCGCCUUGCCAGAGAACAAGUUAGGGGGGGGAGACACUUCGUUUUUCGCCUUCCUUUGGCUUCGGCUGCCUGGCGGGCCCCUGCAAUGAGACGUUUGAAGCACGGCCUGGGUUUGCACUUUGUGACUGUGGGUGCCUACCGGAUCCUUACUUCGAGCCAGGCUGUUGUCAGCUAUUUGCUUCGGAAAGAUGUGGCCAAGGCUUGCUUGGAGACCCGUGUUGGACUCAGCCGUGCCCUGGUGGUCGGCUUUGAGAUGGAGUUUGACUAUGAGACGCAAUGUUUGAGUAGCCGCGCCUCUGGGCAAGAGUGCUAUCAGAUGACGGCCGUGCCGGGUGCGGUCGACUUCUACCACGAGGCCCUGGCCGUCGACGAGGGCGACCAGGACUUUGCGAUCGAGGACCACCCCGACACCGACGAGGAACCCGUGGAGGAGUUCAAGGGCGAGAUCACCCCGGCCAUUCGAGCGGCGGUGAAGCGAGUUCACGAGGCGACUGGCCACAAGCCGCCCAAGAGGCUGGCCCGUGCGCUCUUGCUUUCGGGCGCUCCUCCGGCUGCUGUUCAGGCCGCUCGGGAGCUGAAGUGCGAUGUUUGUGCUGAGCGGCGUGCGCCUCGAGCACGUCGAGUGGCAGGACUUCCGGCACCGCGCUCUGUUGGUGAGCAGGCCCAUGUGGAUUUGCUGGUGGCCGAGGACGCUGUGGGCCGCACUUAUGUGAUUGCUCAUGUCACCGAUGCGGUUUCAAAGUUUCAGCAGGCGGCCCUCCUUCCGGAUAAGAGCGCGGCCUCCGUGAUCGACUUCUUGAUGACCUCUUGGGUGCCGUUGCUGGGAACGCCUCGGCAGAUGAUAGCGGACCAGGGGCGUGAGUUUGUGGCGGCCGAGUUUCAAGACUGGUGUUCGGCACAUAGCGUGCUAUUGUGGCACGCCGCCGUGCAGGCCCCCUGGCAGAAUGGCCUGGCUGAACGCAGCGGUGGGCUGCUCAAGGCUCUGUUGGCGGCUGUCGUGACCGACAAGGUGGUGAUUGGAGAACGGGGCAUGCGCCGCGCCAUCGCCGAGGCGGUUGCGGCUUACAAUGCUGACCCAACGGCCGAGGGCGUCUCUCCCUUGCAGUGUGUCACGGGACGCCAGCCCUCUGGACACGGGUCGGUGCUGAACAACUUUGCCGGCCACCUUGCGCAGCACGGCCUGAUCGACUCCGACCCCAAUCUAAUGGAACGGCUUGCCUUGCGCGAAUCUGCUCGCAUUGCCAUGGUGAGGUUGCACUACAGCCAGAGCAUUCGCAAGGCAGAGCUGGCCCGGAGCCGAGAACCUACUUCCACUCAGCCGCCUUCUCCGGGGGAUGUUGUCUACUUUUGGCGGGCUCAGAAGCUUACUCGACGAGGGGACCCGCGUGUUUCGACAUCCUCGCGGCGCCGGCGGCUUGAACUUCGUCGUUGGCACGGGCCGGCUGUGCUCAUUGCCUUGGAGGCUUCGGGGGAGACGAAUUUUCCGACUAAUGCCUUCCUCUCCUACAAAGGCCAGGUGACGAAGUGUGCUCUGGAACAUGUGCGGCCGGCUUCUUCCUUGGAACAGCUCGCGGCCGGCACGUGGGAGGAGGCUAUUCGUGAACUGGUGGAGGAUACCUCGAAUGCUCGUGGUGGCUCUGCCUUACCUUCGGUACCUGAGGGCGAGCCUGUAGAGGAGGAAGUUGUCCCCGUGGUUUUGGGGAACGCGGCGCUAGAUGAACGGCUGCCCUCUCCUUUGCCACCGUCGGCUUCGACUUCGAGCCCUUCGACGGCAGUCAGCCCCUGGCAGUUCAACUUGGAGCUCGUGCGCUUAGCCGCGGUCAGCCGGGGGAUUUUCAAGCUGAACUCCGAGAUGCUAUGGAACGAGGCAUGCGUGCCGUUGGAGACGCCUCGGAAACAGCAGUACCACCACGACCUUCUAACGAAUCUCCUGGGCGUCCCUCUGGUUUUCCGGAAGCAGCAGUACCACGACCUUCUAGCGAAUCUCCUGGGGGCCAUGACUUUGACUAUGGAGCAGCUUUCCAAUUUGUCGCUUCCGGCCGGUCAGGUGCACCCUUUGCUUCGAGUGCAGGCGCAAGUGGAGCAGGACAGAUUGUCUUCAAGGGUAAACCUGGAGGAGGAGCGUGACCAUGGCACCUGGGAUGGACGUUGGUCGUUGCCUUCCAGGUCUCAGCUUGAGGCGGUGCAGUCCCUUGGGGUUCCUUUGCCCAGCGGCCUUCCCGAGGACCACGAGGUUUCAGCGGCGACGGCCCGUAAGGAGCACCAGUGGGGUCACAUGACAGCGGAGGAGCGCAAACUUUGGCACAAGGCGGCUGAGAAAGGCUGGCAAGCCUACGUUGACAACGAGGCGGUGCAGGUCCUCAACGUCAAGGAGUCGGCGGCGAUUCGCAAGCAGCUGGCCGCUCGCGGAGAGUUGGAGGAUUCUCGUGCCGAGAUUUGUCCUGACGGACAAGGGUUCAAGGACCGAGCCAACCUCAAUGGCGAAGUCCGGCGGGAUGCGCCGACGGGAGCGCGUUUGACCCAGCACCUGCUCCUCUGCAUCAUUGCCAGCAAGGGCAAGGCGUGGAAGAUGCUGUCGGCCGACGUCAAGUCUGCUUUCCUGAAGGGAGACCCUUAUGUUUCCCGAGAGCUUUAUAUUACGAAGACCAACCCGCGCGUGGGACCUGAGAUUCCGAUCCCUGAAGGUUGUUUGGCCCGGGUGUGUAAAGGCAUCUUUGGCCUGGCUGACGCUCCUCGUGAAUGGUGGCUUCGCUUGAGCCGGUCGUUGGAAAGCAGAGGCUGGACACGCAGCCCCUUGGACCAAGCUUCGUGGUUUCUUUGGGACAGCACCGAGCGAGAGGAGCUGCGAGGCAUGAUCGUCAGCCACGUCGACGACUUGCUGUUUGGGGGCGACCACGUGGCCGAGGCUUCGCUCCUUGAUGUCGGGUCUGAGCUCGGCUUCCGCGAGGUGCAGGUCGACGACUUUACCUGGUGUGGCAAGCGUUUUCAGAGGCGAGCGGACGGCUCUGUGACGUUGUCCAUGGAGAGCUACCACCGGAACUUGAAGGAGAUCCCGCUGUCUCGCCAACGCAAGGCCUCCUUGACGGCACCGCUUCUUCCUGACGAACGUCGCCGCUUGAGGGCGCUUCUGGGCAGUCUUCAGUGGUUGGUGGCCCAGCUCAGGUUCGACCUUCAGUUUCCGGUCUCGGCUUUGCAAGGUGAACAGCCAACUGUCGGCACCAUCCUCCGAGCGAACGCUCUUUUGGCAGAGUUUCUGCAGGAGCCUACGUACCAGAUGGUUUUUCAGCCCAUCGACUUGAACUCGGGCGGCUUGGUGGUGGUGACCGACAGCUCCCUCGGCAAUGUCACCCAGGCUGGUGCAGGGGAGGCUGCACCGCUUGACAAGGUGUACUCCCAGUCCUGUUACUUUGUGCUCUGGGCCGACGCCAACUUGCUAGCUGGGAGGCCUGGAAAGUUCAACAUCCUGGACACUCGGAGUCAUCGAUUGGCCCGAGUCUGUCGCAGUUCGUAUGCGGCCGAAACGCUCGGCGCCGAAGAAGCCUUUGACGUGGGCGUCUUGUGUCGUGGCUUUGUGGCUUCAGCUCUUGGGCGUCCUUUGGGUACCAAGCAGGACAUCGACCGCAGCCUGAACAGCGUGCCCCUUACGGUGGUUGUGGACGCCAAGGACGUGCACGACAAGGGGAACAGCGACACUUCGAGCUUUGGCUCUCAGAAAUCGUUAGCCUUUACUGUGGCCUGGCUGCGUUCGGUGUUGAAACGACCCAACACCUCUUUACGUUGGACCAGCACCAGCAACAUGUUCUGUGACGCCGGGACCAAGUACAUGGACGUGACCCACCUGCGUGAGACACUUCGCCGAGGAACCUGGAGCAUCACCUACAGCCCCAGCUUCGUGAAGCAAGUUGCCAAGGGCAAGAAAGCGCCUUCAGUUAAGCCUUCUGUCUCUGAGGAGUUGCCGGGCGACCCUGUGGACGGCAACGACCCCCUCAUGGGCUUCCUGCUUAAGUUUGCCGAGGUUCGUGGCUGGCAGAGCCAUGGUGCAACUGGGGUGAACGUGGCUCACAACGCGCGAGAGCUAGUUUGGCGAGCGUUGGAGCGAAAGACUCGCUACCUCGAAGAGGCAAACCAGCAUGGCCUCCUCAAGCUGGCUGCUCCUGUUUUGGUGACUUUCUUCACCCGUGUGCGUCUGUCCAUCGAUACGCUCGCGAACGGCUCCCAGGAUCUCUUCUUUGAGGAAAUACCAGCGGACUGGUUCCGGACUCCGAACUUGCAGCCUCAGGUGGUAGUGGAGAGCAACGGCGUGGUGGCAUCUGCAGAUGAUGUGUCUUUCCGCCGUUCCGAGGAUUUUACCCCGCGCCUGAUGGACCUGGAUCCCUUGGUGGUGCAGGUGGGCUCCGAGCUCUCACUACGCUUCGACCGCGUGGAUGGAAACCACCUCCGGGACGUGACCUUGCGCGAAGGAAUGAGGGCAAAACAGAACCCUGAAGCGAGCACCCUUCGUGCACUUCGUGCCGCUGUCAUCACCCUCAGCUCAAGCAAGCUGGCGCUGGUUUGCGAGAACGGCGAAGAGAGGAACUGUGGAUCUUUCCCGGAAGUCUGGAACGUGAUGUGCACGGUGCUCGAUGGCCGCGCCGGUGACCAGGAAGUGCAGGUCAUUGUGGACGCCCAAGGGCAGGCACAGUACACGAAUGUCACCAUUGCAAUGCCAAUGCCCAGCAUCGGCUUCGUUCCCCAGAUCGACCUGGUGCAGCCGUCCAUGGGAAGCUGGGCUGGUGGAACCGUGGUGGUGAUUGUCGGAUCUGGCCUGCAGGGGCCAGAGGCGUGUCAGCUGUUGACGUUUGGCAACAGCAGCCUGCUCGAAGUCUCCACCGACGUCUUCGAGGAUGAAAUGAUCGCGGAGGAUGAAUUCCCUGGGCGGAGGGUCCUCCGGUGCAUGGUGCCGCCUGCAGAACCCAUGCCGAUG
Molecule: messenger RNA, 11862 nt
Organism: Symbiodinium necroappetens
Lineage: Eukaryota; Dinophyceae; Suessiales; Symbiodiniaceae
Source: the annotation of a GenBank genome assembly